UGUGACAUGAUUAUUAUUGACAACAAUGUUGAAAGUAUACAAAGAAAUAAAAAUAUUUAUUGAAAUAAUUUUAAACUCGUGUACUUGCUUAAAUUCAAUUAAAUUCUAAUACCAAAUUUCCUAAAAUGUAUCAGUAACAGCGGUUAGGAUAAGUGUUUUGUAAAUACUAAAUAAGUACUUACAAUCGAUAUACAUGUAAGGUGUUAGGAUAAAAUUCGUCUAUAUUCCAACUUUAGUAAUAAUUGUCUCAAAAUGGAAAAAUCUACGAAUGACAUCGUUAGUGAAAAUACUUCUGAUACGGCAAACUUAAUAAGCAAUGAAGAGGCAAGCACUUCAAACUAUGCUCAAUUAAAUAAAUCUUCUGACUUACAGGAUUCUGGUGAAGAGGACAUCCAUGGAAGUCAUGGGAUCAGGCGCAGGCAGCCUGUACAAAAAAUUACACCAGGCUCCAUGAAUAUUUUGUCAGCUAAAUAUGAGAGUUUGGAUUAUGACACAUGUGAAAACCACUUACUUCUAGAUGAAGAAAGGAAAAGAGGUUAUCCGUAUAUAGUCAAGAAGGACAUAGCAAGAUGGUUCAUAUUUCUUCUUAUUGGUGUCAUAACAGCGCUUAUUGCUUUUACAAUUGACAUUUGUAUUGAGGAAUUCUCCAAUAUCAAAUAUGUACAGCUGAAGAAAUCUGUUGAUAAAUAUGUGCUGUUAGAUAAGCUAUAUAUUCCAUAUUUGUUAUGGGUGUUGACGAAUAUAUCAAUUGUGUUCAUUGGUAGUGUACUUGUUGCUUAUGUAGAGCCUGUAGCUGCAGGCAGUGGCAUUCCUCAAGUGAAGUGUUACCUUAAUGGAGUUAAAGUACCAAGAGUUGUAAGAAUUAAGACUCUAAUUGUGAAAGCAGUAGGAGUUAUUACUGCUGUCGUUGGUGGAUUAGCUGGUGGAAAGGAAGGUCCAAUGAUACACAGUGGGGCUGUGGUAGCGGCGGGUAUUUCUCAAGGCAAAAGCACGACAUUUAACAAGGACUUUAAAAUAUUCCAAUAUUUCCGUGAAGAUCACGAAAAGAGAGAUUUCGUGUCUGGAGGAGCGGCGGCUGGUGUUUCUGCGGCUUUUGGAGCUCCUAUCGGUGGUGUCCUGUUUUCUCUGGAAGAAGGUACAAGUUUCUGGAAUCAGGCAUUAACAUGGCGUACAUUUUUCGGUACAGUUGUCUCGACGUUCACGCUCAAUUUUGCUCUAUCGGCCUAUCAUGGACAUCCAGGAGAUCUGAGUUAUCCUGGUUUAUUGAAUCUCGGGAAAAUGGAGCCAUUCCCCUACCAAAUCUAUGAACUACCAGUGUUUAUUGUCUUUGGUAUAAUAGGCGGGUUGUUGGGAGCUCUAUGGAAUUUUAUUAACUACAAGUUAGCCGUUUUUAGGAUAAGGUAUAUAGGUACACCUUGGUUACGUGUUGUGGAGGCAUGUUUAGUGGCUUGUGUAAGCGCCACUUGUGGUUUCCUUAUGAUGUUCCUUCUAAAUGAUUGUCGCCCGCUCGGAGAAGACCCUACUAAAGUACCGCUACAGCUAUACUGCGCGGACGGCGAGUACAACGCGCUUGCGGCAAUCUGGUUCCAAACGCCCGAAGCGUCAGUCCGCUCAUUCCUUCACGACCCGCUCGGUUCAUACAAACCAUUAUCACUACUUGUGUUCGUUAUCAGCUACUUUCUACUCUCCACGUGGACGUUUGGUCUCGCUGUGUCCAGUGGAUUGUUUAUACCGAAUUUGCUCACGGGCGCCGCAUGGGGAAGGCUUUUGGCCAUUUGGAUACAGUACGCAAUACCGUCUACGAGUAUAAACCCAGCGAAAUACGCUUUAAUUGGGGCUGCAGCACAACUAGGUGGUGUGGUGCGAAUGACGAUAUCUUUGACGGUCAUCAUUAUUGAGACAACUGGACAGAUAUCUAAUGCUCUGCCCAUUAUAAUCACGCUAGUGGUUGCCAAGUGGACUGGGGACUUCUUUAAUGAGGGUAUAUACGACAUCCACAUUCAACUAGCCGGGGUUCCGCUCUUAGCAUGGGAACCUCCGCCUCUUGCUCACAACGUGUACGCGUCCGAAGUGAUGUCACACCCGGUGUUCACGCUACGGGCGGUGGAAAAUGUCGGCCAUAUUGUCGAGAUAUUGAAAUUGGUGUCGUACAACGGCUUUCCCGUUGUCGAUCCGCCGCUGGCUGAUGAUGCUGAAGUGACGACUUACAAGCGGUUACGAGGUCUAAUACUCCGCUCGCAAUUAAUCGUGCUCAUACAGAACAAGAUUUACAACGAAAAUGCGAACACAACAUGGUCUAACUUCAAUGUGGACAUGAAUAUGUUUAGGAAAGAAUAUCCACGAUACCCUUCUAUUGAGGAACUGGAUAUAGCAGAUUGGGAAAAGACAUGCACAAUAGACUUACGUCCAUUUAUGAAUCCGUCUCCAUAUACCUUGCCCCAUCGAGCAUCUCUACCGAGGCUCUUUAGGCUUUUCAGAGCUCUGGGAUUACGACAUUUGCCUAUUGUUAAUGAUGUCAAUGAGGUUGUAGGAAUGGUGACUCGGAAAGAUAUAGCAAGAUACAGAGUAUGGAGGCAUCGAGGACACAUGGGAAUGGAAGAACUAUUACUUUCUAGUGAAAUUUAAAUGUUCUACUUUAAACCUAUUGACAUUGUGAAUUUAUAAAAUAUGUACCUAGUUGAAUGAAAAUCUAAAUUAAGUUAUAAUUAUUAGUCUAAGCAACUUACUGAGGAUCAUAAUUAUUUAAGUAUAGAAAUGCCAAUAGUUACAGUGAUAUUUUGUAAUUGUUUAACUAUUAAGUAAAGUAUAUUCUGUAUCUAAAGUAUUUUGACAUAGAGCUGUGAAAUUAUUGAUAUUAAUCAAUAUGGGUAUAGUUCUUAGGGGCUUGUUACUCAUACUAAUGUAGGAACACUUCUGUAAUCUGAUUUCAUUUAAUUUGUUAUUUGAAUAAUUUACCAAAGACACCUAUCAGAUUAUAUUGUUGCAUUGCUUUCAAUCACUGAUAAAUAUAUUAAUUUAAGGAAAUCUAUAUUAUAUUUACAUGGAAGAAUUAUUUAUGUAAAUAAAAAUAUAAAGUAUGUAAGUAAA
Molecule: messenger RNA, 3087 nt
Organism: Colias croceus (clouded yellow)
Lineage: Eukaryota; Metazoa; Arthropoda; Insecta; Lepidoptera; Pieridae
Gene: ClC-b
Product: H(+)/Cl(-) exchange transporter 7
Exons: 15
Coding region: 253-2625 (790 amino acids)
Biological process (GO): transmembrane transport; chloride transport
Cellular component (GO): intracellular membrane-bounded organelle; lysosomal membrane
Molecular function (GO): voltage-gated chloride channel activity
Source: RefSeq, a predicted model, not a curated record